Messenger RNA from Symbiodinium necroappetens, 844 nucleotides. Lineage: Eukaryota; Dinophyceae; Suessiales; Symbiodiniaceae. The record is from the annotation of a GenBank genome assembly.
GAUCCCUGCCCAGCAGAACACUUUGAUCAUCAUGAGCCUUUCCAACAUGAAGAAGGUCCAGCUCCAGAACCUCUUGAGCGACAUGGGAGAAGAAGCCCCACUACGCUGGACCAAGGUGGAACUCCGGCAGCGCAUCGUGGAGAUCAACCCGGAGCUCGCCGAGCACAAGCGUGGACAGGACAACGACACCGAGCUACGUGGACUGAUCCGGAAGAUCAAUCAGGCCAGCAAGAAGAAGCAGCUGCUGGUUUCCCUGUGCGAGGGGGAGCUACAGCUGGCCCUGACAGGGAACGAGACAAUGGCCCAGCUAGAGCGCCGUGCGGUGGAACAGGCUCAUCGCCUGGCCCGUGCUCAUGCUCACGACUAUGUGGGUUUCGGAAAGCACAGCGGGCUCCAGUACGAAGACAUCAACCGGUACCAGCCAUCGUACAGAGCUUGGGUGAUCCAGACAGACCAGGAGAGCCCGGGAGCAGACUACCGUCUACGCCGGCUCGCCGCAUGGCUGAGGGCCAAUCCUCCAGCGAUCGAGGACGAGAUGCCGACUCGCGAGGUGCGGCCCAAAGCCAAGAGUGCCACGCGAGCCAAGCCACCGGUGAAGGACUUCCCGAUGGAGAUGAACGACGGUGCCUCAGCGACUUCGUCAGAGACGCCCCCAAUCCAGGCCGCUCAGAUGGCCCAGGUGUUAUCGCAGCUCGCCGGGGCCAUCGAGACUCUUCAGACGGAGAUGAAGGACCUCAAGGACGAGAAAGUGGAACGUCCGAGGAAGAAGGACACCAAGGAGAUGCAACGCCGGGCCGAAUCGGACGCAACCUCCGACGGGUACACGAAGGUGAGCCCAGAGUGA